GAUUCUGAGAUUAUGUGGAGAGACUAUGCCAACAGGGUGGUGACAUGGGUAACGGCAAUUGGGGACAUCUCCAUCAACUUUGCCCCAGCACCGUCCUCGGCUGUCUGGUCAGCUGUCAAAGUACUCUUAAAGGCAAAUGUGUCCCAAUGCGAGGACCUUACGGCUAUCUUUGGAUGUGCUGAAAAAGUCCUACGGCUUAUUAGGCAUGGCAAUGUAUACGAAGAGGUAUACCUCAGUGACGGCUCUUAUAAUACGGCAACACAAAAUCUACAGGAUGCGCUUGUUGAUCUAUACAAGGCAUUAAUGGAGCUCUUAGCUCACGCCUUUACGCGCUUAAACGAAGGGCAAGGGAAGCAGUUCUUGCGCGCCCUCGUCUCUGGUGGAGAGGGGGCAAAGCUAGUAUCGGCACUGGCGGAGCAAGAAAGUAAGGUAUCAAUGGCAGCUCAAGGUUGUGGUGCAGUUGCGUCUCAAGAACACCAAAAGCUUCUCAAGAAUCUUGAUGAACCAUUGAGGAGUGUUGAAGAUGCCGUAAAGAAGCUGCUUGAGAAGAUUGAGGAUGGUGCAUUGGAACAAGCGCUAGAAUAUAUUAGCGACAUACCAAUCGGCGAGCAUCAGCAAGAAAAACGUGAAGCAAGAACCCCUACGACAUGCGAAUGGUUAUUAAAUCAUUCUAGAUUUAUUGAAUGGGAAAGAUCAAGUCAUUCUUCGACUCUAUGGCUUCAAGGCAAUGUUGGCGCAGGGAAGUCUUUUCUUACCUCAAAAGUAAUUGAUCACCUUCCUGCCACCCGUCAGCAGCAAGUCGAGGACGAUGAAGGUUUUGCAUACUUCUAUUGCAGUCGAUCAGAUCCUGUGCGUCGACAGACGAAGUUUAUCCUUAGAAGUUAUAUUUCUCAGCUUGCUAGGGUACCAAACCAUCCAACCAUGAUAGAAAAAAAAGUUCAUACCUUAUACCUUAAGGCGAGGAAGGAGAAAAGAGGCUUUAGUACUGCCGAAUGUGAGACGGCUUUGCUUGAGCUGAUAAACUUCUACUCUCGGACCAUCUUGAUCUUAGACGCUCUGGACGAAUGCGAGAUGGAUACUAGAGAGGCGCUUGCUCGCAUUUUUUGCAGUCUCGUCGGCAGGGGUAAAGGCACUGUCAAAGUUUUCAUUGCUAGCCGCAAAGAGGCUGAUAUUGAAGAAUACCUUGGUUUGCAGAGGCUGGUUGAGAUUACUACCGCCGAUAAUAAGGAUGACAUUGAGAAGUAUAUUGAAGAGGAGGUAACCAAAAUUGGCGGUGCAUGGAGGUCAGUUUCAGUGGAUGUUAAGGAACAAGUUAAGAAAACGAUUGGAGAGAAAAGUGAUGGAAUGUUCCGGUGGGCAUACCUGCAAUGGCAGCAGCUUAAAACGUUAAGAACCAACGAACGCAUCCGUGAGCGGCUUGGAAAGCUCCCUGAAAGUCUCACAGAAGCCUACGAUGAGAUCUAUUCAAAGAAUGAAGAAAAGGACGUGUUGGAACGGGUGGUCAAAUGGGUGUUAUGCGCUAGAAAGCCAUUGACAAGCAAACUCCUUCUAACAGCCAUUCGCUUGGAGAGCAAUCUCCGGUCCUUUGCUCUAUCGAAUCCCCUCGGCGAGAGCAACAUUCAGUCCCUUAAUCUAUCAGAUCCCAUCGACGAGUCAACCUUGGAGAGUAUCUGCUCACACUUGGUUGUCCUAGACACUCAACUGAAAGUGUGGAAAUUUCCGCAUGCAUCAGUUGCAGAGUAUUUUGAGAAUCAGCACAAGAGCUGGAUAGAUAAAGCUCCUGAAGAUGUGGCAAUUCUGCUGGUUUCGUCUCUAAUAGAUUGCUACUCGAAAUGGACACUGCCUGAAUCGGAUGAUGAGAUUGAAGAGUUCUUCAAGAUGACGCCAGAUCUUGAAAAUCAUCUAGAUCCACGACAUCCUCUUCAAUUAUAUGCGAGAAGAUAUUGGUUACAACAUCUGCAAAACACUCCAAACCAGAGCCAGGAGGCGACAGGUCUAUCAGAGAUUCUCAAAUGCUUUUUGGGAGCGAAUGGUCCUCAAAAAUCCUCCAGCCGACAAUAUCAAGCAUGGUGCAGACACAUGAGCCUCACUUAUGAUCUUGUUCACGACCACCAUAGGGAUAUACGGCCAUCAGAGAAGUCCAUCUUUGGCAUCUGUAUUCUUGGCCUCCACAAGUUGCUCAAGGGCUGGUGGGAUAAAGACAUUAAUGUCUCGCAAGUCAAUAGCAGGAGACUGGAUUUACUCGCAAUCGCUGCGAGGUACGGCCAUGAUGAACUUUGUUCUGAGCUCAUUAGCCGGGGAAGCGAUAUAAAUAAAAAGCUGGAUGGUGGUGAGGGAAGCGCGUUGAUGGAAGCUAUUCAUGGGCGACAAAUUCAAACGGUAAAGCUGCUCCUAGACAAGGGUGCUGAUCCAAACCUUAUCGGAAGCGCGGAUCCCAACAUCACCUGCCCACGCUGCAUGUUUGGUUGCGCCUUGGAAGCAGCUGCCUACCAGGAUAAAUUUAAUUCAGCAGAGCUCCUGAUAAAAUGCGGAGCAAAUGUGAACUUGGCGACUGAAAGAAACUGGUGCGGCAGUCUUCUAGCAAGAGCCGCAUACUGGGGUUCGCUGAAGUGUGCAAAGCUUUUCGUGACAAAAGGAGCCGAAGUGAAUGCGCACCUCAGCGGAGAUUAUGGCAGUGUUUUGGCAGCUGCGAUAUUGGGGUACAUACCAAGCGUUGAGAUGGUCAAGUACUUGAUUGAGGAGGCAGAGGCGGAC
Messenger RNA from Trichoderma virens Gv29-8, 2754 nucleotides. RefSeq names its product ankyrin protein. Lineage: Eukaryota; Fungi; Ascomycota; Sordariomycetes; Hypocreales; Hypocreaceae. The annotation marks the transcript as partial. The transcript is spliced from 5 exons. Gene Ontology annotation, molecular function: protein binding. The record is from RefSeq and is a predicted model, not a curated record.